Molecule: messenger RNA, 840 nt
Organism: Meloidogyne enterolobii
Lineage: Eukaryota; Metazoa; Nematoda; Chromadorea; Rhabditida; Meloidogynidae
Source: the annotation of a GenBank genome assembly
AUGCGCCUCGACGAGCUGAAUCGAACCAUACUAGGGUUUUGCGGAUUCGACAAUUUUGAAAUAAGUUAUAAGCUUGGCGGAAAUAAAUUUUGUGUUCUAGUCGGUUCAAAUUCACCAAAAAUAACUCCAUUAAUUUAUCGUUAUGACAAAGGCAAAUCUGCCCCCCAACUUUUAUCAAAAAUUGAAUCUGGAACAAAUUUAAAUUCAAUAUCUUGGGCCCCCCAAGGUGGUUGGUUAAUUGUUUAUGGGGCAAGUACUCCUGGAGGUUUAGUUUAUUUUAUUGAUGCUAGUGGACAAACAGAAGCUAAUAGAAUUCGGUCUAUUGAACAUCCUUCGUUAACUAAGGCAUUUUGGGACCCAACAGGACGUUAUUUAGCAAUUUGUUCAUUUGGAGGCAAAAGUCGUUACGAAACUGGUUAUCGAAUUUAUACAUUUCUUGGAAGAGAAAUUUUGCGAAAAAUUGUUGAUUCUUUGUUGCAAUUUAGAUGGAGACCUCGCCCACCAAUUCAAUUAAGUGAACACAAACUUAAAGAAAUUAGAAAGACUUUAAAACAAAAAUCACAACAAUUUGAGGAGGAAGAUAAGAGGGAAUUACUUAAAGUGUCUAAGGAAAUUAUUGAACUUCGUCAAAGUGCAUUGGCUUUAUUCAAAGAAAUUCGACAACGUAGCCAAAAUUAUGAUAUUGAAGAAAGAGAAGAAAAAUUAGCUUUGAGAGGUGGAAAAGAUUUGAAAAAGAUGGAAUUGGAUUUGGUAGAAGAAACAAUUACAAUUGCUUUGAAUACAGAAAUGGAGGAAUUGAAAGAAACAAAUACUGCUAAGGAGAGUGAUGAUAUGGAUUAA